AUGAAGCGGGGAUGUUCACAUUGUUGCGCCCCUCUGACGAUCCCCGUUAAGUCUUGGGUCGGAGUCGCAGCCGACGACGACGCAGCGCGCACCUUGGCGAAGAAGCUCAGGAACGACGUUAAGCGUCUCGGCGCGCGGAGUUUCUGCAACAAGAUUUCAGUACUCGCUGUCACCGACGACGACCUCAACAACCGGAAGACCGCUGGCCUCGUCGACACGCCGAAGCAGACGAAGAACUGUAUCGAGGUGCUGUCCGACUCCGACUCCGACGACUCCGAUUCGGCGGAUGGAGACUACGACGAGGACGAGCCCAUCGAGUACGUUGGCGACCGCGAAGAAGGGAAGUUGACGACGCCGGAGGGAGCGCCGCGGGCGGCGGCAAGGUCCCGCACGAUCUUCUCGCGAGCUGCGUCCAUCUCGCCUUCGAGGGCGAAAGCCUGCUCGCACAGCCGCCUUACCCUCGAAGGCGAGAUGGACGCAGCUCGCGAGAAGAUCGUGCGGGACCUUGCCGCCGCCCGCGGCGCUCCCUCCGGCGUCGUCAACUUCCCUGUUGGACCCGACUCCGACAACGAGGACGACGCCGGACACCGCAACAGCAGCGACAACACGCGUUCGACUCCACGGCCAACCGCUCUCCGCCACGGCGACCUCGGCCGGGCCGAGGCCGACACUUCGGCCGCGUCGGCGAACCUUCCGGUCAUUUACUGUCCUGCCUGCAUCGAGCCCGAGUGCAAUAUGUCCGGCAACAUGUCCAUGGUAUCCUGCAACAUCUGCAACGGUAACAUUCACCGUUUUUGCGGAGUCCUCGGUGGCACCCGCAACGACGACGGCGAGACGAACGACUUCGAAGGAACGCGCUGCUCGCCCUGCGCCGCUGCCAACAAGGGCAAGAAGAGGGCGCUGCCGAUGCCAUACUGA
Messenger RNA from Ectocarpus siliculosus, 918 nucleotides. NCBI's taxonomy places the organism in Eukaryota, Phaeophyceae, Ectocarpales, Ectocarpaceae. The record is from the annotation of a GenBank genome assembly.